Messenger RNA from Mytilus trossulus (common blue mussel), 1620 nucleotides. RefSeq lists its product as uncharacterized. The transcript has 6 exons. The record is from RefSeq and is a predicted model, not a curated record. Bases 65 to 1402 code for a protein of 445 amino acids. NCBI's taxonomy places the organism in Eukaryota, Metazoa, Mollusca, Bivalvia, Mytilida, Mytilidae.
UGCAAUGUAUUUCUUUACAACUCUUUAUUAGAUUGGAACUUUGUGUUGUUUUCAGAAAGUUGUAAUGGAUUUUUUUACUUAUAUAUCGUUUGCCAAUUUUGCUUUAUAUCACAUCUUAGCAGAUGACAAAUUUGUUAAAUCUGGAGACAAUAUCACACUACAAUGUUCUCUAUUAGGAAAGUCAUUUCGGUGGAUGAAAGAUAGUCACAUUCAUCUUACCGAUAACAAGAAAUAUGAUGGUACAAGCACAUCUUUUUUAACAGUUAUUAAUACUGAUCGUCACGACACUGGACGUUUUAGCUGUAAUGUAUUCACAAGUUUGGGUGUAUGGCGUAGUGGUCCUGAUUAUAGAUUGAACAUUAUUCUAAACGGCAACUGGAGCAAAUGGUCAAAGUGGAGUGAAUGUUCCAAAACAUGUGGCGGUGGUGUGUGGACUAAAAGUAGGUCAUGCACAGAGCCUUCUCCUUUGAAUGGAGGUUCGGAUUGCAGAGGAAGCCCUUACUAUACAAGGAUAUGUUCAAUAGAACCUUGUCCGGAUGAUAAAGAUUUGUCGACCAGACAUUAUAGUGGGGAUAUGAAAACCAAGAUUAUACAGUCAACAUUGAAUACUGAUUUUGAAGAACGAUCCAACAAAAAUAAGUCUGAAACAGACAUUCAAUUAUUGCAGACAACAUUUUCAGAUGUAACUAUAGGCUUCAUUAUGGUAGGAAUUGGAUUUACUAUUAUUGUCAUAACUACUGGUGUUUUGGCAAUACUGCGUAAUAGAUGUCGUAAACUAAAUAUAUUACCAGUACGACGAAAACAAAAACUUUUCUUCCCGGGGUCUUCGGAUAAAACUGAGAUGAAGUUUUGGAAUACAGACAUUGAUCAUCAUGCCAUACCUACUUUGCCCGUUGAUGAAAAAAUCGGAAAUUAUGUGUAUAAUAAUGAAAUACUUGAACUAGAAUCAAGAUCUAAAUGCCAGAAAACAGUUAAAACACCACAAUUUUCACAAAAUAAAUUUACACAGGGAUAUUAUUUACAAAGUAAAAAAUGCGAUUCCAAGUUGGAAAGCCAUGACUUUCUACAUGUACCUAUUGAAUCACGAUAUGAGUAUUUUGAAAUUGACGAAGAUCUGUCCACCAAUUUAUCAUAUGAUAAUGCAAACUUCUCGUACGAAGACCUAAUUGCAAGAAAACAGUACUUAUAUUUGCCAAUAAAUCAAAGUAUAAAUAGUAAUAACAUUGACGGGAACUCAAUAGUUAGCCCAACUGAUUAUAGCUAUAUAGACGGGAAGUCAUCAUUUCACCUAAAUGAGUAUGGCUAUAUAGACGAAAAUACAUCAUUUGAACCUAUAGAUUAUGGAUAUAUUGACGGACAGUCAUCAAUUGAACAAGCUGACUAUGACUAUAUAGACGAGUAGUCAUAUAUAUAUUUUAUUGUGAAACCAACCCUUUACAACGGGGGCAAACGCCAGCGGGGUACUGACACCUGCGUCAUUAAAAAUGCACAUCAUAGUAUUAACAAACAACAUUAUAUGAUUGUAGUAAAAUGGUAUAAGAUACUUUCAAGAGGCGUUAAAAGUCUUAAAAAAAUUAACACUAAAAUAUCAUAGAAGAUGGGUUAUUUCGUAAAAAUACA